GAAUUCCGGCGGGGAGAGAGGCGCGAUGGAGGUGUCCUCGCUCGUCAGGAAGCUGGGUCAUGAACUGGCAGAGAUAAGAGAACGGUCACUGAAGAGCAUUCUGUUUAAAUUGGAUCAUAACUUGGUUUCCUAUGCCGAUCUGGUCCAUGAGAAAGUGCUUUUCCCCAAUCUCUUGGAGUGGUUCAACUUUCCUAUAGUGCCAAUGAAGGAGGAAGUGCUGAAUUUUGUGAGCAGUUUGAUCAAGCAUCCACCUGCUGCUCAAAAAAUGAUUGGAAUUGGUGCAGUGGAGUUCUUCUCUCAGCUUCGCUCUGAUGUGGAUCCAAACUUGCAGGCUAUAAUAGAUGGGAUAAUGGAUGGACUGUUUUUACUUCCUUCUGAAAUUCCUUCUAGUUGUUUAUCAGGGUGUUACCAAACUCAGUCUCAGCCUUCAGUAGAUCAACCAGUUCUGCCUCAAGAGGAAUUGCUUACUGGAUAUUUUGGUCAAGAGAGAAGUCAUAUGCGCCAGUUAGAAAUACCUUUGAAAAGAACACUUGCGAAAUGCUUGAAAUUUUCCACAUUUCCUUGGCUAACUCUUACUUCAACAGAUAGACACAUUCUGUCAUCAAAUGAAAGCUCUUUAAGAAGUAGCAACCAAAGUUUAAUUUGGAAUACAUGUGAACUUCUUCAAGAUGUAAUUAUGCAAGAUUUUCCUGCUGAGAUCUUCCUUCAGAGACCAAAGAUCGUACAGAGCCUUUUAUCUCUACUAAACCUAGCUUUUGGGGGAGAUGGAAGACAUCGAUUAGCUUUACAGGCCGUAUCGUGUCUACGACAGCUGUGCAUCUUCUUAAGAAGCAGGCUUAACUUCCACAGAGAUCCAAGUUUUUUUUCCACUGAGCAGGGCACAACUUCCCAGAAUUCUUCUAUAUCUUACUGUGAAGAAGCAAGAGAUGCUCCUCGUUCUCAGAAUCCAUCACCUGGAAGUAGUAGUCCUCGGCCAUCUGUGAUUGGACGGACAGUUCAGCGUCCUAGAGGAGAUGGUCAAGAUUGGGAUGCAGCAUCUUCUAGUGGAAACAGUACUCAAGCAAAUGCGGACUCGAGAAUCUCUCUGCGUUCUCCACUUGACACAGGACAUACUGACCUACCAGAUAUUGAAAAUGAGGACACUUUGGAAUUACAGAUGAAGCAGUUUAGCCUUCCCCAAUUCUGUGUUUCCAUCUUGGAAAAUGCUAUACCUCUUCUAAGAACAGGCAGCAGGAGGAUGACGAUGGAGGUUCUUGAGUUGCUUGUUGAAGACCUGUACCUUAUUGGUGAUGCUAUUUCUGAGAAUGUUUGGGAAGAUGAGAGCCUUUUUGGAUUGGAACUGAAAGACAAAUUGCUUCUGGUCUUGGGCUUGCUUGGAGAAACUAUACUAUAUCACAAAACCAAUAUAAGUGCAGAGCAGCCUGAGGUGAUGAUGGUGCAUCACAGAAUGGCAUUUGUUAGCAUUUCGCUUUUCACAGUUAGAUUGCUGCAAACACUUCUUCCUGUGGAAAAGGCAAGCAAAGUUCUGCAAAAGAGCUUGCUGAGUGCUUUGUUCCUUCUAUCUCUGGAUGUGCCCUUUUCCUUGGAAUAUCCAAGCAUUCAUGAAGCCGUUGCAGCCUAUUUGGAGCAGAUGAGUUCUGAGAACUACAGUAUUUAUAAACAAGCUUCAGAAGCUGCUUAUUCGAUUGAAUGUACUUGUAGCUUUAUGAUUGAAGUUCAUAAGAAGGGGGAGAAGAAUCUUACUGAAUUAGUAGAAUUGGCAGAUCAGGCCUUACAUAGCCUACCCUACCAUCAACACUUAGCCUUGCUUCAGGAGAGUAUUCACAUAUGCUCUAAUAUUUCUAAGUCUGUCCAGGCUGACCCAUUGCUCCACGCUGAGAGUCAGAAGGUGCUUCUCCAUCUUUUGGCUCAUCCUUUGCUGAAUGUAAAAGCUGAAGCCUAUCGCUGCUGUCUGGAAGUGGUUAAGGGCUGUUUAGAUAUUCAUAAUGUUGCUGAAUCUGUGUCUUCAAUCUGCCAUGGAGUACAUUUUCUUCUUCAUCCAAAAGUUUUAUAUGAAAUUGCUGCGUUUGGACUUCAGGAAGAAAAAAAUGAGGUGAACUCCACAGCCAAGGCCAUUCUGAUGCAUCUAUUACAGGGCCAAUUAGUAAUGACUAUAUUGACUUGGAACAAGUUUCUUGAUGCUCUCUAUCCCAUCAUUCCUGUUUUACAGGGUUAUGCUGACACAAAGGAAGAGCUAGGUAACUGCAUCCUCACUUUGAGUGAAACGUCCUCUGACAAAGGAGACGGUAUUCUCCCUAGAACUACCAGGUUACGAGCUGCUCUGCGUCUUCUCUUCUCAAAAAAGCACUUGGUUCGUUCUAUAGCACUUAAACAUUUAUUAUUCCAUCUUUUGAAUGAAGAAGGAGCAAGCUUGAAACGUCCAUGUCUGCAUGGCAGUGCGUUUACUAGUAUAUCAAACUUAUUUAUUAUAGAAGGAGCCAUUGAGCUGAAGUUGGAUGAUAAAAUGGAGUCUAUAUUUAAGAUAGAAACAAUUGAAAAGCUUUAUGACAUCUUGACUUCUGAUGCUGUUGACAUAGUUUUACGAAAGUCUGCAGCUGAGCAGCUGGCCAUUAUUUUACAAGAUACCAACAUGCAUGGUAUUGUGAAAAAGUUGGGUAUGGUAGAAAAGGUUUUGGCUUAUCUUAGUGAAUGUGUACAUGUGAAUGGCAAGGUUAUGGAAUCCAUAGUGUUACCUUGUCUGACACUCUUACGGAAACUCAUAUAUGCUGAUUCAGAUGUUCGUUUGUCUCUAGCACAGCAAUCAUCUUUGUUGCUUUUACUUUUCAGAGUUUCGCUGAUAUUCCAAAAUGAUCAAGCUGUUUUAAUGGAAGCUACAGUAUUGCUUUGUCUUCUGUUGUUCGACGAAGUAUCAAGAACAGACAUGUGGACUGAGAGCAUAAGCAAAAAUGGUCCUGCCCUACCUGCCUUCAGUUUACCUGUUGCUGUUGUUAGACGAUAUCAUCUCCCAGUCAAGAUCACUGCUCAUCAUAUAGUUAGCCCUAAUUCCAUUGUAGUGCCAUUGUCUUCUGAAUGCUUGUCUAUGAAACCUGUGUCAGAUAUGCUAAAGAUGUCUUGGAAUCUGUCGUGGUACCAUGGGACUGAAAACCUGUUGCAACUGAAAAAUUACGAGAAGCAAGCAGAAAUAUUUUUAGACACACUAAAACUCUCCUCAGAAGACAUUCUUAUACUGAAAAUUACUCACACAACCUAUGGCCUGCAGGACUGUCUUAAUUCAAUCAUUCAAGCAGUAUCCCACAGGGAUGUUAAAGCUUCUCUCAUUAGGCUCAGCUUUUAUGCUCUGAAUGACAGACUUGCUUUAAAAUGUAUCUCUGGAUCUUGUCAAACCAUUUUGAAGAGCAUUGUUUGGCAAAAAGCAAUAAAUAGAUUUUUGCAAGUACUUCCAGCUUCUGCUGAGGAUGAGAAGCUUUUGGUAGAUGUCCUAAGAUUUUUAAACAAAUUGUGUAGAGAGCAGAGAGCAAGCUUGGAGGCAGAUCAUAUAAUGUGGAUCCUGAAAUCAUUGCUUAAAAACAAAUCAAAUUCCCUUUUGGGCCUCUUGGUGCGACCAGAAUCCCAAGUGCGGGAUGAAACAGAUGAAAUACAGACUGCUGUCAGACAACAACUGGAUAAAGAACUCAUUCAUCUUUUUAACAUACUGCUAUUUUGUUCAAUGUCAGUGACUGACAGAGAGGGCUUGGAACUUGCUGGCUGUUUCAGAACUGAACUGGCUCUCAAGCUGCUACAGUGCUUAAGGCUAACAGAUGCACCACAUUUUUAUGGACUUCCUUCACUGGAGAGAACAUUGAGAGGAAUGGUUCAUGUUACUGCACUUCCAGACUGGAGUACAUAUUCUGCUACCACUGAACCUGUCACAAUUUGUAAGAAAUACUUAACAGGUCUUCUUGAAGUUAUCUCAUCAUUUUAUGUUGAAUGGGGAGGAAAUGCUAUGUCCUUCAUGGGAAAAGGUGUUACAAAAAGCACUGUUCUUUGUUUGCUUCACUUAUCUCAUGAAAUGAUGGCUCAAGCUAAGGAUACAGACUGGGUGUCUCUUUGGUCUUUGCCUUACAAUAACAGUGAAGAUCAAGUUCCUUCUCACCUAGGUCUGACAUGGCUGGUUCCUUUAUGGGUAGAUAGAGAUCCUGAGGUCAGAUUUACUGCGCUUGGAAUAGGAUCAGCUCUUACAUCUCUUGAAAUAGGUUGCAUUGCUUUAGCAGAGAGUUGCCAGAACAUUUCAGGAGGGUUAUGGGGAACAGUGUUAAACAUCUUUCUAGACCAAUCUGAAUGCAGCAUGGUGCGCAGGGAGGCUGCUUUUAUUCUACAAAAUCUCCUUGUGAUCCCAAUUCCUACUGAAGAUCUAAAAGACUGUGUUUGGCAAGGACCCUGUGUACAUGAUGAAGAAACCGGCCUCUCCCAGACUGGAAAACCUGCACUUAAGGCUCUUUUGCAUCACUGUCAGUUUUACAAACAUUUGAUUCAGAUGGUGAAACACUGUUACCUAGGUUGUUACAUGUUUGAUGUGAAUUCUUCCAAGGAAGACAACCACAUCAUUGAGAAAAGUGGUUCAACUGAUUUUGAUGAUUCUCUUAAUCUUUGGAAGGUUCUAUCCAGUCAGAGCCCAUCUUCACAUUCUCAAUCAACAUCAGAAACUAUGAUUCUGUCUGUAUCACCAGCACCAGGGAGUGUUAUGGAGCUUCAGGCAGCAGUCCCAACAAAUUCAACGAGUUUCAUUCCUGAAACUGCAGUUAAUCGGCUUAUGGCGCAAGGUCACAGUGAUACUACCACAACAGCAUCUCCAAGUCAACAUGAUUCUCCUAUGUCUGCUGCAAUGUCUAAACAGUGUGCUGUAGUCACACCUGCACUUUUGUCAGCUGUUUGCAGCCUUCUGCACAAUCUGCUGAUUGUUACACCAAAAGAUACUGGAAUUGCCCUUCAACGAGACUUGCUAACAGCUCUUAGCAGUCUUGUAAGUGCUAAUCUGGUCGAGAGGUGUGUCUUGGAACUGAAAGCUCCAUUGGGUAAUCCAUGUCAUACAGAACAUGUAAAAGCUCAGGUAUUAUUGCUACUUCAAUACUUAUCAUCUGUGUCCAGGCUUCUGAAGUCAUGUUUACUUGUGGACUCUCAGCUUGUAGUUCAGGAUGAACUGUUGAAACCUCUCUUAAGAAAUGCCUUCAUGAUUCUCUCAAUUCGCUCUAAAGGUGGGCUAGAUGCUGAGUUAAUAUCUGCACUUCAUGAAACCUGGGUAGAUUUCUUCAACCUUCUAACUACAUUAUUGUGGAACAGUAGCCAAAUAGCUUUUCCAUUUGUGGUGGCAGCUCUUGCAAGUCAUUGUACAGCAGUAAUUGAUACAAUUUGUGAUUGUAUUCAUCUGUCAACCACUCAUCCAGCUUUAUAUACAGCUAGUUUACAGUUCCUUUCUGUCCUUUUGAACGAAGAAGGAAGAAGACAACUGCAAGAUAAACAGAGCGUACGUCAGGAUCCAACUGUUAGCUUUCUUUUAGAUCACUCUGAGGAAUGUCAGGCAUCAAUGACUCAACUUACUGAAUUAAUUAUUCAGGUUUGUGAAAGGAAAUCUUCAAAGGAUGUGCUGAAAGAAGUUGCUGUAAAUGCAUUGCUCUCUCUAUUAGCUGUCAGUAAAAAUGCCCAGAAAUAUGCAUUGGAAGUUGACCUGAUAGGUAGCUGUAUAGAACAGAUGAAACAUAUUCAUGCACAACUGAAUUUGGAUUCUCUAAAGCCUGGGAAACCACAGAAAAAAAAGGAGGAUAGCUUUAAAAAGCAGUUAAGAUGUGCUAUGCAGCUUCUUAGAAACUGCCUCUUUCAAAAUGAAGAAUGCAAGAUAGCAGCACUCAAAGCUCAUCUUGUUCCUGUUCUGCAUUUGCUAUGGCCAUGGCUUUUAACAGAUGACUCCUCAAUGGAAAUAGCUCUACAUUUGCUUUGUGUCUACACUGCAUACUAUCCUGCAGGUUGUGCUUCACUUUGUUGGACCAGUGGUGGACAAUCAUCAUUUGUGUCUGUACGAAGUGCAGCUGGCAGUUCAUUAAUGCAUAACAUCUUGAAAUUGGCUUCCCAAGUAUCUGAUGAUAACAGCCCACUUCAGCACGUGAUCUUUGAUCUUCUUUCUAACCUUGCUCUAUCUCAUGACUGUAAAGGAGUUAUUCAGAAAAGUAACUUCCUGCAGAACUUUUUGUCUCUUUCAUUACCAAAAGGAAGUCAUAAAAAUCCUAGCAAUGUGUGUACUCUUUGGCUAAAGCUGCUACUGAACAUAUCUUUUGGAGAAGAUGGACAGCAAAUGCUUAUGAAGAUAAAUGGGUUUUUAGACCAGAUAGUGGAGAUGUGUAAAUGCAAACACAAGAGCAGCCAACAUAUAGCACUACUUAUUCUUCAUAACAUAUGUUUUAGUCCAACAAAUAAGCCCAAGAUAUUAGCUAAUGAUAAAGCUAUUGCAGUGCUAACUACCUGUUUGGAAAGUGAUAGUUGUGCAGUUCAGAGAAUUGGAGCAGCUUCACUUUGGGCAUUGCUUCACAACUAUCAGAAGGCAAAAGUGACUUUGAAGAAUCCAUCAAUAAGGAGAAAAAUAGAUGAAGCGUAUUCUUUAGUGAAAACUACUCCACAGCCAGAAGGAAAUGAGCUAAAUGCCUACUACUUAAAAUGCUUAGAGAAUGUAGUGCAGCUUCUUGAUUGUUAAUGACUAUCAGAUGAAUUCUCAUCUUGAAAUUGGACAGAUUGCUCAAUGGAAGUCUGGAAUUCAAGGAAAGCACUUGUAAUUCAUGGAUUUAUGGCAGCAGCAUGCAUGCUAUGGAAGAAAUUUAUGAAGUCUUUGAGAAAGGAAGUUGAUUGCUUUGAACCAAAGAAGAUCUAUUAAAUGUAGCUUAGACUUUUUGUACUCUCACCCCAGUGGGAAAUUAUAAUGAUGCUGCUAUGUAAAGUAUGUAUGAACAAGAAUGACUGUACAGAGAAAAAAGAUGUGAAAAGACAGUAAUUUUCUUAAAUUAUAUAUUGAAAUUGUUACUAUAAGUUAUUAGAAUUGCUGUUUUGGAUUGGUCUUAAUAAAGUUUUGCUUUUUUUUGUUUGUUUGAUUCA
Molecule: messenger RNA, 7113 nt
Organism: Gallus gallus (chicken)
Lineage: Eukaryota; Metazoa; Chordata; Aves; Galliformes; Phasianidae
Gene: RTTN
Product: rotatin
Exons: 49
Coding region: 26-6718 (2230 amino acids)
Biological process (GO): centriole replication; centriole-centriole cohesion; ciliary basal body organization
Cellular component (GO): ciliary basal body; centrosome; centriole
Source: RefSeq, a predicted model, not a curated record